AUGAACCAAGUAUACUCAUCUAGAGGUGAAAUAGGCCCCGAAGUAACGGCCGCAGCGACUUUUGUUUCCAGGCUAUUGAGAACAAGAGGCUUCCUGAGCGAACACCAACUCCAUGAUUUCAGAGAUUGUCUCCAACAGUCAUUAUCAGGUAAUUUGGUUAGACAUUUCCUAUCAAAAUAAAAUAAAAAUAGCUUUGCGAGGUACUAAAGUUCAUGUCGAAAUGGAUGCCUAUACAAACUGUUUGCUAGUUGACUAACGGUAACCUAGCUAACAUUAGCUAGCCUUUGUCUAUUCAACUGAACAUUGUUCGCUUUCUAGCUUAUUUUUAUCGACGUUUGAUUUGAUACUUUAUUUCAGCCAAAUUAUCUACCUAUUUUGGUGAAGUACAACGCGAACGUGUUGCUUAAAUGUAGUUUUUUUGAUACUGUUUUGUCGAAUGGCUUCACUGUCUUUGCAAGGCAGCAAAUUCUCGUUAGCCUAGGUAAGCUUGUCUCGAGACGAAACCAGUAACGUUAGUAACUAGGCCCAAUGAAUGGAUCGACCAACUGUCUAUUCUCGAGCAUAACUAUUUGGGUAUGCAAGCGUUGACGGCAAAAGUUGGUAGGUAGUAAUAUCCCAUAUCAGUAAUUCACGCUCAUUCAAAAAAGCUUGACUUGUCUAUUGCUGGAAUCAGCUGUUAAGUUUUAUUCUGUCUGGGGCUUUGUUUUCAAAGCAAUACGUUGACUGUUCUAAUUUCGUGCACCUGUCUGAUGAACAUGUGUUCUCUUCACAGAACACUACCAGAACCACUGGUUCCCCGACAGACCACAGAAGGGCUCCGGCUACCGCUGCAUCAGAAUGAAUCAUGAAAUGGACCCAAUCAUUGGCAGGGCCGCUGGUCGGAUUGGACUUACUAGUGAUCAGCUCUUUGCCCUCCUUCCCCGGGAGCUGACACUCUGGGUGGACCCUUAUGAGGUCUCUUACCGCAUCGGGGAGGAUGGCUCCAUCUGUGUCCUUUAUGAGGCAGAGUCCCUAGCGCCCGCAGCAGCUCCUAGCCCUGACCCCACACACAACUGCAAGAAUCAAUUUCUGAUUGGUGGCCGCACUAGCCCACCGACUAACUACCUGAUGACUGUCUCGAGCUAG
This is a messenger RNA of Coregonus sp. 'balchen', 1125 nucleotides long. Lineage: Eukaryota; Metazoa; Chordata; Actinopteri; Salmoniformes; Salmonidae. The record is from the annotation of a GenBank genome assembly.